This is a messenger RNA of Erigeron canadensis, 856 nucleotides long. Its product is annotated as ubiquitin-like-conjugating enzyme ATG10. Gene Ontology annotation, cellular component: intracellular anatomical structure. The coding region runs from base 30 to 695 and encodes 221 amino acids. The transcript is spliced from 5 exons. Lineage: Eukaryota; Viridiplantae; Streptophyta; Magnoliopsida; Asterales; Asteraceae. The record is from RefSeq and is a predicted model, not a curated record. Gene Ontology annotation, biological process: protein modification by small protein conjugation; macroautophagy; protein lipidation. Gene Ontology annotation, molecular function: Atg12 transferase activity.
UUUUUUUUUUCAAUUCGAGGUAGGUUGUAAUGGCAAACUGUGAUGGAAGUCUUUCAUCAAUAACUGAUUUCCAGAUUGCUGCAAAUGUUUUUUCUGAAAAAUGGAAGAUUUUUAAUCAUGGUUUUCCUGAGUGGGAGUGGAUUGAUUGUUCAAACAGAUUGUUAGGAGGGUUUGUAGGCCGUGGCGUUGCCGACGGAUAUUUGUCGUUACAGAAUUUGCUGUUACAUACACCCCUGAAGGUUGAACUUGAUGAAGUUAGUACCGACGAUAUUGAAGAACCGUUUGAUAAUGCCACUUUGGUGCAGAGCACUUCAAAUGAUGAUGGACAUCGAUAUGAUUUCCAUGUAGUGUACAGUGCUUCAUACAGGGUUCCAGUCCUCUACUUUCGUGCAUACAGUAGUGAUGGACAACCCUUGAACCUCGAUGAAAUUGAAAAGAACCUACCAACCAAAUCUGCCGAGGUGCUGACAGAAUCCAAAUGGACCUUCAUUACUCAAGAAGAACAUCCGUAUCUGAAUAAACCAUGGUACACAUUACAUCCAUGUGGGACGAGCGAAUGGAUGAAGUUACUUCUUGCAGGUGAUAAAUCGACGACUAAAAGUGGAACAGAGCGAUACUUGGUAUCUUGGUUUUCAGUCGUCGGGCAAGUGUUUGGGCUGAAGUUACCUCUUGAUAUGCUGAAAAGCAUCAAUUAACUUCCAUGUUUUCAAUAGCAAUGAAACUCAUGAUAUUUGUCACAAAAUAGAGUAGUUGAACUUGUAGCCUUGUAGAGUUGUAGGUACUUGUAUGGAAUGGUAGUUUGCUUAUUGCCUUGCAAAAAUUCAUUAUUAACUCAAAAAAAAUAUUUCAACUUAAA